Leptonychotes weddellii (Weddell seal) is the source of this 791-nucleotide messenger RNA. The record is from RefSeq and is a predicted model, not a curated record. Lineage: Eukaryota; Metazoa; Chordata; Mammalia; Carnivora; Phocidae.
GACUGGACCCCGCACAGCCAUGCUUCCAGGGCACGUCUGAGGAGGUUCGGCUGGACCCAUCUGAUGCCAUGUUUGUGGAUGUGAUUCACACGGAUUCUGCUCCCAUCAUCCCCUUCCUAGGUUUUGGAAUGAGCCAAAAGGUGGGCCAUCUGGAUUUCUAUCCAAACGGAGGAAAGCAAAUGCCUGGAUGUCAGAAAAAUAUCCUUUCAACCAUCGUUGACAUAAAUGGCCUAUGGGAAGGGACCCAAGACUUUGUGGCUUGCAAUCACCUAAGGAGCUACAAGUAUUACUCAAGUAGCAUCCUCAGCCCCGACGGCUUCCUGGGCUACCCGUGCACCUCCUACAAUGAGUUUCAGGAGAAUAGCUGUUUCCCUUGUCCAGCUGAAGGAUGCCCCCAAAUGGGGCACUACUCUGACCAAUUUCUGGGGAAAACCAGUGCUGUGGGACAAACCUUUUUCCUGAACACAGGAGACAGUGGUAACUUUACUCGUAAGGGAUCCCUCAAACCACAUGCAAGUCAUAUGCGUGACAUUGACGUGGACCUCAAUGUUGGAAAAAUCCAGAAGGUUAAGUUCCUCUGGAACAACCAUGUGAUAAAUCUUUUCCGGCCCAAGCUGGGGGCUUCACAAAUCACAGUGCAAAGCGGUGAAAAUGGGACUGAGUCUAAUUUUUGUAGCAGUGACGUGGUCCAAGAAGAUGUUUUACAAUCUCUUUACCCUUGUUAAAAACGUGGUCAUCUCUCUUGUAUCUUUGCCGUAAUAAAUUUUUUAAUGCCCUCGGUUUGACGUUGA